AUGGCUCAGCUCAAGCAACAAUUCAGAUCAUCAAAGACCAAGAGUGGUAGCAAUGGCUUCACCAGAAAGUGCGCAUCUUUGGUUAAAGAACAGCGUGCCAGGAUUCACAUUAUACGCCGUUGCGCCACCAUGCUUCUGUGCUGGUAUAUCCAAGGAGAUGAGUAA
Messenger RNA from Oldenlandia corymbosa var. corymbosa, 165 nucleotides. NCBI's taxonomy places the organism in Eukaryota, Viridiplantae, Streptophyta, Magnoliopsida, Gentianales, Rubiaceae. The record is from the annotation of a GenBank genome assembly.